Molecule: messenger RNA, 1991 nt
Organism: Schistosoma curassoni
Lineage: Eukaryota; Metazoa; Platyhelminthes; Trematoda; Strigeidida; Schistosomatidae
Source: the annotation of a GenBank genome assembly
UAAAAAUAGUAAUUUAUAAACAUCUGGAAUUUCCGGGGAUGAGUCGCUUAGAUGACUUUAGAGAAGAUUGUUUCAGAGCACAUAAUGAAAAAAGACUUCUUCAUGGUGUAUGUGCCUUACGACAUAGUCUCGCUUUAGAUAAAACAGCCCAGGAUUGGGCCGAAGCACUAUUGUUGGAAGAUGGGAUAAAAAAUAGUCCACUUUCCAGUCGAGGUGAAGUUGGUGAAAGUAUCAGUGUACGCACAAGCACAGGAACUCAUGUGGAUAUGCAAGGUCAUGAAGUCGUAAAUACGUGGCAUUCAGAUGCCGAAAAUUAUAAUUAUGAAAACGGUAAAGGACCUGCAGGUAACUUUACACAACUGGUAUGGAGUUCAACUCGUGAAGUUGGCUUCGGUAAAGCCUGUGGUCCUGGAAAAUGUGUCGUUGUAGCCCACUAUCGUCCUCCAGGAAAUGUACUUGGUCGUUACCUAGAGAAUGUUUUUCGUCCAAAAGAAUCAGUGAAGGAGGGCGUUAAACAACCAAUACGUAACACGUUUGCUUUAAAUAAUGAUACUCCGAAGACAGUUAUUACUGAAACACUGACAGAAAGUGAUGGGAAACAGUACAAUGUUCGAAGAGAGAUCUCUGAAUUGACUGAUGAUAAAGGAAAGACAAGGCGAUGUGUCAACGAAGUGUAUACAGAUGCCUGUAAAGACCAGAAAAAAGCGGAAUCAAGUAUUUCACCAGACGGCCAUUUAGUUGAUAAUAGUAAGAAACUCCGAGAAUCCAUUCACUCAGUUGUUCAACUUCAUAAUCAAUAUCGUAGUCAACAUGGUUCCAAUCCUCUAGUACUUGACCAAGACCUUUCGAAUAUGGCACAACAAUGGGCUGAUCAUUUGCUUCAACAAUCUCAUUUGUCCAAUAGUGGAUAUGUAUAUCGUGGUAUGAAAGUCGGUGAAAAUUUGGGAAGUCGCUGGUCGAAUGGACCAAUGGAACAUAAUUGCAAAGACCUAAUUGAACAUUGGUAUCAAGAAUCGGAAAAAUAUAAGUUUAACUCUGAGCCGGAUAGUAUCCAGGGUAUAGGUAAUUUUACUCAAAUUGUAUGGUCAAGUUCUGAAAGGAUUGGAGUUGGUAUUGCAAGUCAAUCCUACAAAUCAGGAAAGGACUUGCAUAAAGAUUCGAAACUGAUUUUGGUUUGUUUGUAUCAUCCUCCAGGAAAUGUGACAAGUCAAUUUCAAAAUAAUGUUAAAAAAGCUGCCAAGUAAAAUAAAGACGCAUAAUUUGAGCAGUUACUGAAACCUUUAAUCAAAUGAACAGAUAUAUCCCAUCGCAUGCUGCUGUUCUCCAAACAACCUUUCUGAAUUACUAAUAUUUUUAUUUUUAAUUAUCAUGUUUCUUCAAAAGUUAUUUUAUGCACCAUCUAGAUAAUUUUAAUAUUCUUAUUGUUUUGUUCAUUUUAAUCUUACGUUACUUGGAAUGUAUCAAUAUAUUUUAAAAUUGAUUUCGAUUACUCUAAACAUUGAAUACAGGACUCAGUAGCUGAGUGGAUAACGCGAUGGCAUUUGAAGCGAACGCUACUGCGUUUGAGUCCAAGAGUGAACAUCAAUUCAGAUGCAGGUACACCCAGCUGACGAGUCCAAAAUAGAAAGAGACAUGCGUCAUCCACUCCACUGCUAGUAAAACAUUGAAUAUUAGAUAAAUUAAUGUACUCGUAAUACAAUAAUUUAUCUUUACAUCGAGAUUUCUAUAUGAUAAGAUUUUAAACUAUCGUUUUCAAUAUAUAAAAACAAUUCACUUGGAUUUACUAACUACCAAUUAUACUUAAUUGGAGUUCAAUUAAAAUAGCUUUAUUCGAAAGCUGUUACAGUCUAAAUAAUCCUUCCUUUUUUUAAAAAAAUGAUACCAUUCGUAAAGUGAUUAUCAGAACUAUUUGAAAUACAGGUAAGAGCCAAGUAAUAUUUCGGGUAACGAUGGGCCUAUUUUCGUUAAUAUGAUUAUAAGUUAAAUAAAGC